Messenger RNA from Vicia villosa (hairy vetch), 708 nucleotides. RefSeq lists its product as uncharacterized. The coding region runs from base 175 to 414 and encodes 79 amino acids. The record is from RefSeq and is a predicted model, not a curated record. The transcript has 2 exons. Lineage: Eukaryota; Viridiplantae; Streptophyta; Magnoliopsida; Fabales; Fabaceae.
AGGAAGCAGAGCAUCCGUAACCUCAACCAAUCCAUCCAUACCUUUGUCAAAAGAAAAAAAAACCAAUCCAUCCAUAGCCUCCUACGCCUCUCGCACACACAAUCCAUCACAAACCAGAACUCAAGUGAAGAUCAGAUUCAUAGUUAGGUUUCAUUACAAGAUUAUCAAUCAAUCAUGAGUUUAAUCAAUCCAAAAACCGACAAGCUUGUGAGAAGAUUAACCAUUGCUGCAACUAUUACCGCUUCCUAUUUUCUCUUAACUGCUGAUUAUGGCCCUCAACCUAAUGCUCUUGACCCUAUUAAAAAGCAGAUACUUUCAGCAAAGAGCACUGUGAAAGACUACUUUUUGGGAUCAAAAACAGAAUCUACAGAAAAGCACAUAGAGAAACUGGACAGCAAAAAGGAUCAUCCAUAAAUUCAUGGUCAUCUUGUACAGGAAUAUUAUUGACUCAAGGUUUUCUUUUAGCAAGUCUCCAAUCUAAUGGAACGGUUCAAUAGACUUGAUGCUGAGAAUGUGUAAAAUUAAUUAACCAUCUUGAUUGACUUAUCAGCACAACUAAUGUCAUCAAUCAGACAAGAAUAUCAUGAUCAUGUAUUUGGCAUCUGUGUUGUUUCCCUUUCUUGUGUUUUUCUUUUAUGUGUAACUCACAUGGUGGUAUUAUUUUGCACAUCAAAUAAUUAAAGAAGCUUAUGCAUCACUAAAUUCCAA